AUGCCAAAGGGAUCCUUUGUCUAUGGCGAUGAGAAGUCCUUGACACUGAUCACAGCACUGAAAAAGUUCUCACUUCACGAAUGUCCUGCCACGGGAACAGACCAAACUUGUUCUUGGGGUACCAAAUUCCGGUUUAAUGUAAGGUCACUCGACGUUUGCCGGAUGAAAAACAGACAGUUCCAGUCCAACAGUAUUCGCGUUGAAAGGAAAGUCAAGAAAGUUUCGUGUGUUAACUUUUUUCGCGAUCGGAAGAUCGGCGUCGCGGCGCCGGGCGAUACGUACUACACAAACGGCGGCACAAUGCAGACUGCCGCGAGAUGCUAG
Messenger RNA from Pieris macdunnoughi, 324 nucleotides. Lineage: Eukaryota; Metazoa; Arthropoda; Insecta; Lepidoptera; Pieridae. The record is from the annotation of a GenBank genome assembly.